Suillus subalutaceus is the source of this 1977-nucleotide messenger RNA. Its product is annotated as pseudouridine synthase. Gene Ontology annotation, biological process: pseudouridine synthesis. Gene Ontology annotation, molecular function: RNA binding; pseudouridine synthase activity. The transcript is spliced from 11 exons. The coding region runs from base 331 to 1848 and encodes 505 amino acids. The record is from RefSeq and is a predicted model, not a curated record. Lineage: Eukaryota; Fungi; Basidiomycota; Agaricomycetes; Boletales; Suillaceae.
UUUCAUCUCCCAAAAUUGACGAUUUUGAAAAGUUGUGCGUUCAACUGUCAGAAGACGAAGUCCGUUCAACGUUCGCAAAACUUCCCUGUGUCUUUUUCGUGAGCAAAUUGAAAGUGCUCACUAGUUAGGUUCGCAGAUAUAGUCGAACUGACGUGACUGUCUCGUUCUGUCGCAUUGAACUCACUCAAGUCAGUUAAGCUCUUCUGGAGCAACAUCGCCGUGGCCCACAUCCUCCGAUUCAAACGCGAGUCCCGUGAGCGUCUUCCGCUCACAAAUUUUUCAUCGCUCGGUCAAUUUCGUCACGUCCUUGCGAGAUUCUUGACCGCAGCCAUGUCUGAUGGAGCCGUACCUGAUGAGCCACGAUCACCUCCAUCGUCACAAAAUGAUGCAGGGUUGAAGAAGCUCACACCAUAUUGGUACCCGUAUACGACUAUGGCAAAGGAGCGCUGGCUUGGGCGGGAGAUCUUAGAAAUCGUGUCGACAGAAUUCAGGGAUCGAUCCAUGGAGUACUAUCGAUACGCCCUUGAAUCCGGAGUGACAACAAUUAAUGGCAAGGUCGCCAAACCAGACACAGUAGUGAGGAAUGGCGAUCGUAUAGAGAAUGUUGUGCACCGACAUGAGCCUCCAGUCACAUCUACACCCGUCAAAAUUGUAUUGCAUGACAAGGAGCGCGACUUUUUGGUUGUCGAUAAACCUGGUAGCAUACCAGUACAUGCAUCUGGUCGGUACUACCGCCACAGCUUAGUAGAGAUCCUUCGUAACGAGUUUGGUUUCCCGAAAAUUUAUACGAUCAACCGCUUGGAUAGACUUACAUCUGGUUUGAUGAUCGUACCAUUGAAUGCCGAUCUGGCACGUUCGUUAUCAGGCGAAUUCGUCAAUGGUCUAAUCCGCAAAGAGUAUAUUGCUCGCUGCAAAGGGGAGUUCCCUGUUGAGGAAAUUAUUUGUGAAGAACCCCUCCUGACUGUAGAUCGACAAAUGGGGCUUAAUAUAGUGCACCCAGAAGGAAAGCCAGCGAAGACGAUUUUCAACCGGCUUCAUUACGAUUCCGCGACCAACACGAGUGUGCUUCACUGUGAGACUUUCAGUCGUCCCAUGACAGCACAUCAGAUACGAGUACAUCUACAAUACCUCGGUCAUCCAAUAGCCAAUGACCCUGUUUAUUCUGAGGAACGAAUAUGGGGGGGCGUUGAUGUCAUUCCUUGCGAGGACCGUGCUGCACCAGCGCCACCAGCGCAUCUCCUGAGUGACAAUAGUCCGGAAGCUCUUAACCUGAAACCCUCCGACGACACAGACUCACCAUCAUUGCUUACUUCGGAAGAAGGGAGCGAUGCGAGAGGGAAAUUACUUCCCCGCGAAACUGGACACGAUAUUGGAAUGGGAUCACCUGUCCCAUUGUCGUCUGAAGCAGUGGAGAUUAUAACAAGGCUCCGGAAUAUGAAGGAUGAAGACGAGGAUUGGAGUCGCUGGCGAGAUGUCGUAUUUCGAGCGAAGGGCUCACUCGCACCAAAAGACAUCCCUCGUGCGCCCCUUCCUCCACAGAACAAACGGAAAAAGGGGGGUCCUUCUCUCCCUCAAACACCUCUGCCAGAAGAUAUAUCUUUGGCCCCACAAUUGACUCAAGCGGAAGCUCUAACACGGCUCUCGCAGAUGGAGGCCCCCUCCCCAGCUAUCGACACUGCGACAGGAACGCUGUAUUGUUCAGAGUGCUACUUACCGUUGCAUCCUGAUCCAAAGCCAGAAAAGUUGUACAUUUUUCUGCAUGCCCUUAGAUAUACCACAAGCCUCGGGUGCUUUGAGACGGAUAUACCAGAGUGGGCAGCCGAAGGAUGGAAGUGGGACCAGGCCUAGACAGGUACUACGUUCUGCAAUACUAUGCAUGCAUUUCUCCGCGCGUGUUAUGUACCGAUAUGACGGCACACGCUGUACCAGUGCAACAUGGUCGCUAAUCCAGUUCUAUUCCUGAGCUCACGUCCGUGA